AUGAAGCUGACCAAGGACGGCAUCCAUCCCGACCCUGCAAAGGUAGCAGCUAUCGUACAGAUGGUGCCACCAACUAACAAAGUCGAGGGUGUGGAGUAUCGACGUAACUGUCGCCACUUGCUGCUCAUUCCAGACUCGGAGCCAGUCCUGGAGGAUCAAACACCACCAGACCACAUCAACCAACAGCAUCCCAGACCAGCAAUGGACAGACGUCAUCGCACAACGAAAACCCCACAGUGGCACCAGGACUAUGUGAUAACGGUAACUAUUUCUGUCAUUCUCGGUUUCAUCUCCAUUGUGACAAUCAAAGGUAACAUUUUGGUGAUUGUUGCUUACAUCAAAGACAGGUGCAUUAGGUCUACCGUGGCCAAUUCAUUUAUACUGAGUUUGUCUGUCUGCGAUUUGAUAGUCGGUGCUGUCUCAUUGCCCUUGGCCUCUAUAUGGAUCGUCCUGGGCUACUGGCCCUUCGGGAAGAUCCCCUGUCAGAUAUGGCUCGCUGUGGACUACACCGUAGUCCAUGUUGCCGUCUUUACGAUCAUUUUCAUCAGCCUUGAUCGAUACUGGUUGCUGACCAAAAAAUUCGCCUAUGCCACUUUCCAGACGCACAAACGCGCAGCUAGCAUGAUCAUUGCGUCAUGGCAUAUCAACUUGCUGUUUUACUCCACGUCAUACCAAAGAAAGCUGCCUGCUGAUACUGGAUUGGACGACAAUGCAGCUAGCGUUAAGGGAACUCGGAAACGCUGGACAGCGAGGCAGAGCAGUAGACCCGAUCAAGUUGACAGAGGCAAGCGGCGAGAGUUCAAGCGGCAUAGGAAGGCAGCGGUGACACUGUCAGUUCUGGUGGGCGUUUUCAUAGCAAUGUGGUUGCCUUUCUACAUGGGAUCACUCCUUGCUUCCAUAUGCGAGGAAUGUGUUUCUUAUCUCGCAUGGGAAGUGGUUAACCAUCUGCUUUGGUGUAACUCGACAAUCAAUCCUCUCUACGCUUUUCUAGUGGUACAAUUCAGACGGAAUUUUAUAUGCUGUUUGAAACUGAAAUUGUGCACGAAAUGA
Acanthaster planci (crown-of-thorns starfish) is the source of this 1050-nucleotide messenger RNA. RefSeq names its product muscarinic acetylcholine receptor DM1-like. NCBI's taxonomy places the organism in Eukaryota, Metazoa, Echinodermata, Asteroidea, Valvatida, Acanthasteridae. The record is from RefSeq and is a predicted model, not a curated record.